This is a messenger RNA of Colletotrichum phormii, 1813 nucleotides long. Its product is annotated as chaperonin 10-like protein. Gene Ontology annotation, molecular function: oxidoreductase activity. The record is from RefSeq and is a predicted model, not a curated record. The coding region runs from base 445 to 1581 and encodes 378 amino acids. The transcript has a single exon. Lineage: Eukaryota; Fungi; Ascomycota; Sordariomycetes; Glomerellales; Glomerellaceae. Gene Ontology annotation, cellular component: mitochondrion.
CUCAAACCAAACCCGAGUCGUGCUAGCUGUCAAUUGAGUUUCAUGCCAAGCUCUUCAACGGCCCGCCGAUCUCCACGGAAUUCGAUUCCGUCACCAUUCCCCCCCUCCCGUAUGGUGCCUUGUGUGUGGGGGCCAACUGCAGCCCACGGACGGAUUGCAGCUCUCUCCUUGGGCCCGAAAGCGUCGGCCACCGGUUUCCUCAUUUGAAUAAAUGGGGAACGCGGCAUCAUGAUCAGGUCCGAGAAACGUAGCUUCAACCCCUAGAUAUCGAUCAGGAUUAAAAGACACAUAAGCCCCAGCGACGAGCUGCGAUCAUUCGGGAUGUAUCGGCAAUCGAUUUCAAGAAAGACGAGACGAACGACGACAUCAACCACUUGAAGCCAAGCUCUUCGGUUCUCCCAAAGUCAACUUACACGAACUACUUCAGACUCAACCAAAAUCAAAAUGAGCUCCACACAAGGCAACAGAGCCCUCUGGCUCUCAUCAUACUCCAAACCCCUCGAGGUAAUCGACCUCCCCAUCCCAGACGCCCCCACGGGCACAGUCGUCGUCAAGAUCCUCGCGGCGCCAAUCGUGCCCUACACGCACCUAGCCCACACCGGCAAGCUCCCACAGCUCAACGUCCACCCGCCCUUCGUCCCGAACCCCAACGCAAUCGGCCGCGUUCACGCCGUCGGCCCGGAUGCCGUGCGCGUCAAGCCGGGCGAUCUAGUCUACGUUGACGCCACUACCCGUGGCCGCGACGACCCUGUUAAUGUCAUGGUCAUGAUCGGUCAUCUCGGCGGCGUGGGCGACGCGGGCCAGAAGCUGAUGAAGGAGUGGCGUGAUGGCUCGCUGCAGCAGUAUCAAAAGGUUCCUCUUGAGAAUGUCUACCCACUGGAUGAGAAGCGUCUUAUCGGUGAGCUGGGAUAUGACUUUGCGGCGUUGAGCUCUAUUGCGCAUUACUCCGUUGCCGCUGGCGCCCUCCUCGAGGCAGCGGACAUCAGAGUAGCUGAGACCGUGGUCAUCGGACCCUCUGGUGGCUCCUUUGGCGGUCUAGCUGUCGAAGUCGCUCUCACCGUCGGUGCAAACGUCAUCGCCCUGGGCCGCAGCGAAUCGAAGCUCGCAGCGAUGCGUACCAAGCUCGGUGAUAACCCGCGCCUAAAGACGGUGGUAAUGACGGGCGACACCGACACCGACGCCCAGGCGAUCCUCGCAGCCACUCCCAACCGCGCCGGAGCGGACGUCUUCAACGACUGGACACCCGGUGAGCUCAAGAACCCGCCGUACCUCGAGGCCGCUGUUCGCACACUGAAGCGUGAGGGGCGAGUGAUUCUCAGUGGCGGCGCGAGCGAGACACUGGCGAUACCGUAUGCCGUGUUUGGGCUUAAGAACCUGAAGUUGAUAGGCAAGUGGAUGUGCGAGCGGCCGACGCUGUUGCAGCUCGUUCGCAUGGUUGAGGGAGGUCAGUUGAGGAUCGGAAGGGAGAGCGGGGCGGUGAUCAAGGUGUUUUCUCUGGAUGAGCAUCAUGAGGCGACGGAGUUUGCCAAGGACAAUGGUGGAUGGAGGAACUACACAGUCAUUGCUCCUAACGUGGAGUGAGGUUGUCCUUUAAGUAAUGGUGUCUCUGCUUCGGUCUGCUGACCACUGUGUUAGAUAGACCAUCAUUUCUGGCAUAUAAGAAUACUUCAUCACGUACACGCUUCCAAACUGGUACUACAAAAUAAAAUGCAUAUCCCGUAGAAUACCGAAACCAGCUCGGUCAUUAAACCCUCGACCACAAGGAAUAAAAAGUACGUGGUGGCCGCCCUCAAAAGGGUGUUUGGGCAACCCU